CAGAGCUCAGAGUUUGUCAGAAGGCUGACCUGACAGGGUCACACACAGGACCAAUCAGGAGCAGGACCUCAGCAUUUUUACUUUUUAUUACAAAUGGAGAAACAUGAAGAUGUUCAAUACUGUUUUCAAGACGGAAACUCUUCUUGCAGAAAGGCUUUGCUAUCGACAUAUAUCUACAUAACACUGUACAUCUUCUUCUCAUUGAUUUCAGCAGUUACAGUAUUUUUGAACCUACUGGUGAUCAUCUCCAUCUCUCACUUUAAGCAGCUCCACACUCCAACCAACCUGCUCAUCCUCUCUCUGUCUGUGUCAGAUCUCCUGGUGGGACUGAUUGUGAUACCAGUAGCGACUUUAACAAUAAUGGAACCAUGCUGGGGAUUUGGGGAAUAUUUCUGUGUGUUUCAAUUCUACAUUACUUUUUUAUGUACUACUUUAUCGCUUGGCAAUUUGGUCUUGAUAUCUAUUGACCGCUAUGUUGCUGUGUGUGAUCCCUUAUUGUACCACUCUAAAAUAACAAUAACAGGAACUAUCUGUUGUAUAUCCGUUUCCUGGUGUUGUUGUAUCACAUGCGAUGCUGUUAUUAUACAAAACUUUGUAAAUGUGCAGUUACCAAGUAGGUGUUUGAAAGAAUGUGUUAUUGUUGAAGGAAUAACAUGGGUUAAUAUAAUUUACAUUGUAUUUAUAAUGGUUGUCCCAUGCUCUAUUAUUAUAACACUUUAUUUGAAAAUCUUUGUGGUGGCCAGAUCACAGGCCAGAAAGGUGUUUUCAAAAGAGACCGCCAGUGAGUCUGGUGUUAAAACUGUACAGGCAAAUAAGUCUGAGAGAAAAGCAGCAAAAACUCUAGCUAUUGUUGUUUUCACCUAUCUCCUUUCUUGGAUUCCAUCUCUAUUUAUUUACUUUGUUUUUUCUGUUAUAGGUGAUCAUUUAAUAUCAUAUUUCACUAGUUAUCUGGCAUUUGUUAAUUCCUUAAUUAAUCCAAUAAUUUAUGCUUUUUUUUAUCCAUGGUUUAAAGUGACAGCUAAACUUAUUUUAACUUUAAAGUUAUAAGACGUUCAUAGUUCCUAUAAUAUGAUUUCCUAGUUCGGCAAACAUAGGUUUGAUAUAGUUUUGUUCUACAAUUGUUGUAAUUAUUUCAUGUAACAAUACACCGACAUUACUUAUCUCACUGUUGUCAUCAUAGAUACAUGUGGUGUUGAUACAGAAUGAUUUGUCUGGAUUGGAAUGGAAUGACUUGGAGAAGUUAUAAGGAGGCAUAAGCUUGUUUUAUUAAAGACAUUGUAGUCAUUGUGGAUUGUGUACUCCAAAUACCUAAGUCUGUGGUUGUUCCGUGUUAAUGAUAAAUAGUAUGUAAGUAUUUUAAUAGUACAUUCUGAGGACGUCAUGAGUUGUUCUAUAUGUUGUUUAGCAUCUCCCUCUAGUGGCUUAAUUGUGACACAACGUCUUCAUCAAGUGUAGUAAAGUUGAAAUGCACAAUACUGCAUGAUAUCAGAUAACGUCCAGGUCUAAAUAACUUCUGUAUUGUGUAAGUAGUUGAUGGUAAAAUGUAAGAAUAUACAAUUAUGGGUAACACUUUAUAAUAACAUUCAGUAUUAAACCAGGUGUAAGGCAUUUCCAGUUUGCUCACCAUUUAAUAUUAAGGCCACAUUUGUGAAAUGUUACUCAGCUAGGUUUUCACACAUUUAUAAAUAACUACUACAGUAUAAAUAUGAAUUAUUCAACACAACAGUGCAGGAGACCACAGCAGACACUUCAACCUCAACAUACUGGGUAUUGUCACAGGCCGGCUAAUAGCCUUUUGGCAAAAAUGAGGGGACACGAGCAGGUAUAGCCCAAUCAAAAAGGUUCUUUAUUAUAAAGAAAAAACUAUUAACUUUAAACAAAGAAAAAGGAAUGAGGUGUGAAAGUAUCAUAAU
Messenger RNA from Oncorhynchus mykiss (rainbow trout), 1913 nucleotides. Lineage: Eukaryota; Metazoa; Chordata; Actinopteri; Salmoniformes; Salmonidae. The record is from RefSeq and is a predicted model, not a curated record.